ACGGCGCUCAUGCCUGCUGCGGUCUGUGACUCCGGGAGGAUGGACGGUGUGUCUUUGGGACACUGCCUCUCAUGUCUUACCAGUCUGGUGGCCACACCGGCAUCACCGCGUCCAAACUGCGCCGCUGACUCCGAGGAGGACACGGUGAAUGGAGGGAUGCACACCUUCAACCAGACGCACAUGAGGAAGGCUUUCCAGCUGAUGAAUGACCUGAGGAGUAAAAAGAUGCUGUGCGAUGUGCAGCUGGUGGCAGGGAGCGUUGAAGUGCCGGCUCACCGGGUGGUCCUGGCGUCCUGUAGCCCCUAUUUCUGUGCCAUGUUCACAGGUGACAUGAGCGAAAGCAAGGCCCAUCAGGUGGAGAUCAGAGAGGUGGACGGGCAGACGCUGAGGAAACUGGUCGACUACAUCUACACAGCUGAGAUAGAGGUCACAGAGGACAACGUUCAGGUUCUGUUGCCAGCAGCCAGUCUCCUGCAGCUGAUGGAUGUUCGUCAGGUUUGUUGUGAGUUCCUGCAAUCUCAGCUUCACCCCACCAACUGUCUGGGCAUCAGAGCUUUCGCUGACCUGCAUACAUGCACACAGCUUCUCAACCAAGCCCACGCAUACGCUGAGCAGCAUUUCACUGAAGUGGUGCAGGGAGAGGAGUUUCUGGGCCUUUCUCUGCAGCAGGUGUGCAGCCUCAUCUCCAGCGACAAACUCACUGUUUCCACUGAGGAGAAGGUGUUUGAGGCCAUGAUAGCUUGGAUCAAGUACGAUAAGCCGGCUCGUCUGGAGUACAUGCCCAAGCUGAUGGAGCAUGUCAGACUUCCACUGCUAACGAGAGACUACUUGGUACAGAUUGUGGAAGAAGAGGCUUUGAUAAAGAACAACAACACCUGUAAAGAUUUUCUCAUAGAAGCAAUGAAGUAUCACCUGCUGCCAGCCGACCAGCGGCACCUCAUCAAGACAGACAGGACCCGACCGCGAACACCUAUCAGCAUCCCCAAGGUGAUGAUUGUAGUGGGGGGUCAGGCUCCAAAGGCCAUCCGUAGUGUGGAGUGUUACGACUUCCAAGAAGACCGAUGGUACCAAGUAGCCGACCUGCCUUCAAGACGUUGCCGGGCAGGUGUUGUUUCCAUGGCAGGACGUGUGUACGCAGUCGGGGGGUUCAACAGCUCACUGCGGGAAAGAACAGUGGAUGUUUACGACGGAGUGAGAGAUCAGUGGAGUGCAGUGGCGAGCAUGCAGGAGAGACGCAGUACACUGGGAGCUGCUGUGUUGGGGGAUCUGCUGUACGCGGUGGGGGGCUUUAACGGAAGUAUAGGUUUGUCGACAGUAGAGGCCUACAACUAUAAAACCAAUGAGUGGAUCUAUGUAGCUCACAUGAACACCCGACGCAGCAGUGUGGGUGUAGGGGUGGUCGAUGGUAAGCUGUAUGCAGUAGGAGGCUACGAUGGAGCGUCCCGUCAGUGUCUCAGUACGGUGGAAGAAUACGACCCUGUUACUGAUCAGUGGUGCUAUGUAGCUGACAUGAGCACACGGCGCAGUGGAGCAGGUGUUGGUGUGUUAGGAGGCCAGCUAUAUGCAGCAGGAGGACAUGAUGGGCCCCUGGUGAGGAAAAGUGUUGAGGUGUACGACCCACAAACCAACACCUGGAGACUGGUCUGUGACAUGAACAUGUGCCGAAGAAACGCAGGCGUCUGUGCAAUAAACGGUCUGCUGUACGUGAUUGGAGGAGAUGACGGGUCGUGUAACCUCUCAUCUGUAGAGUUUUACAACCCAGCCACGGACAAGUGGAGCCUCAUUCCCACCAACAUGAGCAAUGGACGCAGCUAUGCCGGAGUAGCAGUGAUUGACAAGCCUUUAUGACCAGUGGCCUCCCACAGCAUCAGCUCUGCGUCGGAAGCCAGUUUCAAAGAGAUGCACACUGACAUCUGACGCUCAAAAGGCAAACGAAGCAGUAACGCCUGAGGAAAACACUGUUCGAAUGAACAGGGAGCCCUCAACCCUCAGCUGACACAAUCAAGGACGGAUCUUUUUGGCACUAACCCACGACUUGAUUUAGUGUGUACUUGCUAUCUCCAAGCCAUUUCCAUUAGAGCCCUGUGAGAUCUUUACUUUUAAAGACACUGUUGCACUAGAUAAAAAGCAAUAGCCACAGGAGAGCAGACUUAAAAGAAUUUGUCUUAAUGAAACAUUUUCAAAUGCCUAGCACAUAAUAAGCGCUGUAUCUGCUGACAUAAGAUCUGCUCGGACACUGACGUUGGAAAGACUUGUAAGCUGAAAUAGAGGGGCCAAACGAAGCACAACGCUUCACCUGCAGUCGCUGAUGGACCUGGGAGACCUGAACCGAACACUGAAACACCAGCUGACAGACACAUCAAGCGAGUGAAGCAGCCUACUUCCAUGCUUCAGGCGGACUGUCUGCUUUCAGCGUUCACGGUGUUGCUGCAAAUAAUCAGGGCAUUGCAAUGCUGACCUGUGAUUGGCUGCUGCAUCUUAAAUCCUGUAAAUCUGGGAGCACAUUUGGAGCCAGUUUUUUUAAACAAUCAGACUUGCCACAUUUUCUAGAGUAUAAUGGUCUUGUGGCAAUUAGUUGCUCAACUUAAUUUUGAGAAGUGAACCAAGUUGUUUGAUUCCUGUGCCAACCAUCAGCACUUUCAGCUGUUGAACUAAUGAAAACCAGCUUUCCAGAGAGCUGCGGUAUAACUGAGCUGCUGUAUGGUUUGCAAAAUACCACAGUUGCCAGAGAGUAUAUGUUCUCAACCUGAAGGCCUGGACCUUAGAGAGCUGCAAGAGAAUUUAAAGAAUGUAGAAACCAUCUUAUAUGCAAAUUAUCAUAUUUAAUAUUUUUGAGAUUGUUUCAGAGAUGUUGAGAACCACUGCUGUGGCAUUAGACCCAGGCCAGUUGAUGUGAUUCAACAUGGUAGGACUUGAUUCUGUUAUAGACAGACUACUGAUGCACUGAACACAUGCACUGACUGAUGCAGGCUGGCUGUCCGCAUCGCUGGCGAUCUGACACACCGAUUGGCCGGUCGGACGUCUGCACGUCUUUCUGACUGACAAACUGGAUCACUGACCUGCUGUCAGACAGACGGCUGCUCGGCUGUCUGUCUUCGUUACUAAUCGUACUCAUGGGAGUGUUUUAAAGCUGCCACAAAGGCCAAUAAUUUGAUCAGAAAUUGUAAAAAUGUGCCAGUUUUGAUGAUCGGAAUCAGAAUAAUGCUGGAGCAACCAGGUGUUUUUAUCUCUUAGUGACAAAUGAGGAGUUAUUUCUGUUUAUUGUCUCUGAAAGUGUGUCAAAAUACACUGUAGAAAUUCAGCUGUAAAAUUGUGGAAGAUGCAGGUUCACUAUUUGUAUUUAUUGUUUUAGGUCAGUUGAUCACAUUAGCAUUUAUUCACAUCAAAGUGAAGUUCUCAUUUGAUUUUCUCACUUGUGCUCUUUUCACAUCUGUUCAGCUGUUGGAGGAUUUAAACUGAGUCAUUUAGUCGACUGACUGGUGCCAUAAUUCAUGAAAGCCUCAGCCAACCUUCACUUCUGCCUACCAGUCACAGAUGGGAUCCUCUCUCAUUUCAUAACCUCCUGAUGAAUAACGAUAUCAGAUAUUUACAAGAUCAUACUGGUGUUUUUUUCAUGUUAACUUUAUUUAACAGUCAUGUAUACUACAUUAAUCCCAUCCAUGUUACAAAUCAUAACUAACAUUUGAGACUGAUGUGCAUAUUUUCCAUAAUCCAAAAGGUCAACAUGGACGCCAUUAAAAGGUUAAUAUGAUACUGAUUUUGGACACACAUUAAUAAUUUGAUGUAGGGUGUCAUGAUUUUCAAAGGUGAGAAGUGGGAUAGUAUCAGUAUUAAUUUUGUACAUACUUUGAAGGUUUUUUUGCUGCACUGUGGGAAUGCAUGUGGGAGUUAUUAAGAACACCGGUUUCACACUGGGAAUUCAGACACAGUUUCAGAGGAUACACUUACAAUUUAUUAUUCAUUUAUUAUGUCAACUACUGGUUUGGCCUAUAUAAAUGUCAGAGAAUACCCCAAAAAUCCAAAGAUAUUCAGUUUAUUAUCAUGUACAAUAAAUGAACACAUCAUAUUAUCAAACCUAAGAAA
Messenger RNA from Scomber japonicus (chub mackerel), 4083 nucleotides. It is a transcript of the gene klhl3, whose product is annotated as kelch-like family member 3. Lineage: Eukaryota; Metazoa; Chordata; Actinopteri; Scombriformes; Scombridae. Gene Ontology annotation, molecular function: protein binding. The record is from RefSeq and is a predicted model, not a curated record. The transcript has 15 exons. Bases 10 to 1848 code for a protein of 612 amino acids.